Microcebus murinus (gray mouse lemur) is the source of this 834-nucleotide messenger RNA. The record is from RefSeq and is a predicted model, not a curated record. NCBI's taxonomy places the organism in Eukaryota, Metazoa, Chordata, Mammalia, Primates, Cheirogaleidae.
AUGAUAUUUUGUCAGACUUGGUCAGAAGUUGCUCAAAAACAAGUCGGCGUGGGCUCCCGCCUGCCAAGCACCGGAAGUAGAAGGAAGACUGCAGAGCACAGGCUCCCGGAGCUGGGCCGGCGUGGGCUCCCGCCUGCCACGCACCGGAAGUGGGAGGAAGACUGGGGAGCACAGGCUCCCGGAGCUGGGUCGGCGUGGGCUCCCGCCUGCCAAGCACCGGAAGUAGGAAGACUACGGAGCACAGGCGGAGGAAGAGGAGCUAGGCCCACUUCAGACAGGCCGGGUGUGACUGACCCUCUCUCGGACCUGCCUCCCCACAAGCAGACUCUCUUGGGUUGGGUGCGGCCUCGUCAGCCGCUCCCUGGCGGCUCUGCCCAGAAACUGGAGCGGAUCUCUGACCCCUGCCGAAAGAGCUACCUUGCUGGCAUUUACCCAGCCUGCGGGCAAGCUCGCCCAACCCAGCCCAGCCCGGCAGCUCUCCCCCACCCGCCUCUGCUGUGGUGGGGAAUAAGGACUCACCUGGAAGUUCCAAGUCGCCACCCACCGCCACCUGGAGCAUUGGAGUCCUCUCCUGAGGGACUAAGGCCGGUCACAGGACCCCAAACAGCAUCGCAGCUUGUACCUUCCGGCAAGCGCCUGCUACUGACAGCUGUCAACCGGGUGGCAGGUUUCAAAUGGAAGGAGACUGAUUAUGAGGAUAAGGAGGGCUACUUCAAAUGUUUUAUGUCAUGAACAGCCGGUGGUAGCCACAGUGAAGAAAUACAUUUUCUGGCAGCUGUGAAUGCUAUCCUGGAUACAUACAAUUCCCUAAAGAAAUUAAACCAUCUGGGUAUU